CACUAAGAGCUCCACCGGAGGAUCGCGCCUUCAUCUCACACCUGUAGAUGAUUCUUAUUCUCUCUUACCCUUGUUGGAUUAGUUGUUGUUUGUUUUUUUAAUAGCGUGUAACUGUGUUUUCCUGCACAGAACUGAGCUGAUAUUAUAGUCUACGUUUAUAGUUCUCCGCUGAGAUCGAAAAGUUAAACGGCGUAAAGCGCAACUUUUCAGCACCACUGUGAACGGACAGCGAUCACUGACCCGAUGGAGCCGUCCGUGAUCCCCGGAGACGAAAUGCCCGACAUUUACUCCAUUAACCCGUAUAAUAUCACUUUUCCUGACGAGCUGAUGGGGUUCGUUCCCGACGAGAGAAACUACACCGAGCCCAACCCGGUAAAGAGCCCCGCGGGGAUCAUCGUCGCCAUUUCCAUAACGGCCCUGUACUCUGUCAUCUGCGUGGUAGGACUCCUGGGAAAUAUCCUGGUGAUGUACGGGGUGGUCAGAUACACCAAGCUGAAAACUGCCACCAAUAUCUACAUCUUCAAUAUGGCUCUGGCAGAUGCCCUGGCCACCAGUACACUUCCAUUCCAGAGUGCCAAGUACCUAAUGAACACCUGGCCCUUUGGAGAGUUUCUGUGUAAAGUGGUUAUAGCCAUUGACUACUAUAACAUGUUUACCAGUAUCUUCACCCUCACAAUGAUGAGUGUGGACCGUUACAUCGCAGUGUGCCACCCUGUGAGGGCACUGGAGUUUCGGACCCCAAUUAAGGCCAAAAUCAUCAACGUGUGCAUCUGGAUGCUCUCCUCUGCUGUUGGAGUGCCAAUCAUGAUCAUGGCUGUUACUAAAGUGACGAACCAAGGGACAACUAUCUGCAUGCUGAAAUUCCCUGAUCCCGAAUGGUACUGGGACACAGUGACGAAAAUCUGUGUGUUUAUCUUUGCAUUUGUGGUACCGGUGCUAGUCAUCACGAUCUGCUAUGGUCUGAUGAUCCUACGCUUGAGGAGUGUCCGUCUCCUCUCAGGCACAAAGGAGAAGGACAGGAACAUGCGUCGUAUCACUCGAAUGGUCUUGGUAGUGGUGGCUGCUUUCAUCAUCUGCUGGACACCUAUCCAAAUCUUUAUCAUUGUCAAAACACUCGUAGACAUCAACCAGAAGAACCCCUUCGUGAUUGCCAGCUGGCACCUGUGCAUCGCGCUUGGCUAUACUAACAGCAGCCUUAAUCCAGUCCUCUAUGCUUUCUUGGAUGAGAACUUCAAGAGAUGCUUCAGAGAUUUCUGUCCACCGUUCCGAGCCAAAGCUGGCCAGAAUACUAACAACCAAGCCAGGAAUGCCACAAGGGAGCCUGUAUCCGUUUGUGCUCCUUCAGAGGCAGAGAAGAAGCCGGUAUGACUAGGCCUGGAGAGGAUCCCACGGGGGUCCCAGUCCAGAAGAGUUCAGCAGGACCUACAGUCUGAGGUCACCCAAAUCUCUACAACUGAAUUCUAACAAAAUGGAAGAGCCAUUUCCAACACAAGGGAAUUAUGCAACUGAAUAGUCUCAAUGCUAUCUUGUUGUACGUUAUUACUUUAGAAGUUUGCCAGGGAGGUAUGAAGCUCCUCUUUCACACCGUUCGUUACUUACUUUAGAUUGUGGAUUGGCCCCCAAUAUUCUGUUGUAAUUUGACCUUUAUCAACCUUUAUCAACAAUAUUGAGGCCAAUAUUCUCCUAUGAGGCCAAUGUUCUUCGACAAUACGUUAAAACAGGGCACAUUUUCUUACCUUUAGUGUCUGGUGGACUUUAAGGGACUGACAUCCUACUGGCACUGAGGAAAUAACUUUUAUGUGAAUGAAGGACCAUGCAUUGAAAGGGUCUGCAAACAAUGUUUCAAUUUAUUCAUAAACAGUAAAAAAGAAAUAAGUGCAGAUACAUCAGAAAAUGAAAUCUGGCCCAGGAUACAAAAGCAAAUAGUGGAGAAGUGAUCCAAUUGGAGGAUGCUCAUGCUGAAAUGGAAAAGUAUUUUCAGCAGUUCAUUAUAUAUUUCAUUUCUUCUAUAUCUAAGAGUCUGGACUGGCAGAGGACUAGCCUUGUGGAAUUAAAAUAUGUAAAAACUUAACUAAAUUCUCAACUAAUUCUCAAAACUCAACUUUGAAAGAAUUCUCUAUUAACCCCCAGUGACUGUAACUGUAGGGAAUGAUGGGCGAAUAUGUGUUGUGAUAUGCAGAUCAGAGAGUGUAUGGCAGUUUGUCUGAACUUCAUUCAACUUCAUUGACUAACCAUUUAUGGAAAGAUAAUCGCUGUGGAUAAUAUUGCUGAAAGGCUCAUGAUAACAAACUCUGCAUCAACUGUGGCCUCCUACCAAACCUACUCCAUCCUCCAUUGCUCUAUUCAGUGAACACAUUUUCAGACAAACUGACACUCGUUUUUUAAAUGAUCCAUUCCUCCUUUUGCACUUUUUACAGUGAGGAGGGGUGCAUGAAAAAACUGCUAAAAUCCCCAUAAUUCCCUGGACAUUCUAAAAUAUACCAAAGGUUUACUUCCAAGAAAAUUUAACUCACGUGAAGGAACAAUGGAAAAGUUUUAUUUCUAUUUUGUGCAUUAAAAUAAAUUGCCCAUUAUCUGGGCAAGAGUAAAUGUCCUCUAACAAACAACAUUAGAUUGGCUUAGCUUAGCUUAACCUUAACUGAAAUAUUGAUUGUCUUCAUGAAGCAAGAUCUAAACUGACCAAUAGUUUUUGUCUAAUAGGCAGCAGUUCAAAACUUGGUAAGCUGCUUCCACAGGGAGAAUUUUAAGGAAUCAUAGGCAUCAGAUCAUAUAUUCAAUAAUAAACAAUUAUAGUCAAUUAUAAACAUACUUAUAGUUCACAAACUACAAAAAUGUAUCAAUAAAAAUUGUGUAAUAUUAUAAAAGAAAUACUGUUUUACCUAUUAUUUGUGUGUGCAACACAUAUUCAAGAGAAUUGCAUAAUUUGCUUAGCACAAGCUAACAUCAAACUUUUUUUAAAUCAGUUGAGUCAAGUCUCCUGUGUGCUUUACUUGAGGAGUGCUACUUGUAUGAUGCACAAGAUGCUGCCUAAAUGGAGGGAUCCAAAUUGGUCAGACAUUAAAUGUGCUGUAAGUGAUUUUAGCCGUUUUACAUCCACAAGACUAAAUCGUUGAAUUAGUCACGCUCCCUCUUCCCAAAACCCAGCACUCCAAAAGAUACCAAAUGAGCUUUAUUGAGAGUAGAAACAGUUGUUAAAAACGACAGCAGCAAAAUAGUGCCCUCAACUGAAUAUGUUGUGAACAGCAUGGCAUAACAAUUAUGUAAAGCGUCAAUAAUUCACUGCAACUACAAAACUAUGAGAACACCAAAAAUUAUUGACAGGCAGAAAGCGCAAGUGACCGCUGUCUGUGGACACAUUUUUGUUUGCUGUUUACAAAGUCUAUAGCUGUCACAGAGACUGAUGAGAUAUCUCAGGACUCUUAUUUCAUUAAUAUAUUGAAGGAAAUAGGAAAAGUUUUUGCAUACCAUACCAUGAAAAAAAUAGCUUACAGCACCUUUAAAUGCUAUUUCAGUUAGGAUGAUGCGCCAGUAGAACUUUCAAUAUAGGGAGCGAGGCAGCUCACUAGGUUUCAGAACUGAUUUCAGGAUGUCUUGAAUUUGGUCUGUAAAAAAUGAAAUGAGUCAAUUAAUAUAUAUAUAUAUAUAUAUAGAUAUGGGUGGUUUUAUGGGGCGAGGGGGAUUUAAAUUUCACUACAUCUCCUGAGUUGGCUAACUGGAAUGGCUUUUGAUCUUAACCUAAAAUAACAUACUAGAUGAAACACUAAUUGGUUUUGAUGCUUUGCCUCUGGAGUAUUUUCGAUUUUGUACAAACUCACGAGUCACAUGUUUUAAUACUGAUAUGUUUUAAUACUUAAGGUACGUACACACUGCCAGCGACAUCGCGCUCGACAGCGACUCAAUACCAUUUAUUUUCAAUGCGAGCACAGCGACUUCCGGCGACACGAGCUGUCGCGACCGUUGGCACUAGAUGUGGGCGUGUCCAGCGACGCGACAAAGUUGAGAAAAGUUCAACUUUGGAGCGACUAACGGAAGCGACAGCCAAUAGGAGAGACGACGGGAGAGCUCACGUGAUCCUUCUCUCUCUCUCUCUCUCUCUCUCUCUCCUGCAGUAACAGAAAGAUGGAUGAAAGGCUAAUUCUUGCUGUUAGAAAUUUUCCAGUGCUCUAUGAUAUGUCUCUUCCCACGUACAAGGACAUUUUAAAGAAAAAUAUUGCGUGGAAAGGUGUAUCUGAGAUCGCGGGGAUUUUAUGGACCCAGACAGACCGACAUUUGCAUUUUCGCUGCAGAUAAACAGCCACUCUGGCAAACAGCAUGAUUUGUUUCUCAUUCAUCUUUGAUAUAAAGCAUUUUAUGUACUGAUUCCAUUUAUAUUUAGUCUUUUCCCUCCAAAAUGUUUGUUUUUAGUGGCAAGAAAAGAGAUUUGCUGUCAACAGCAAUGGAAUGACAUCCGUGAAUGUCAUUUAUAAACGUUACUAGGCAACCAGUAGUGGGAACACCCACUAGCGACUUCACCGCCAGCCACUGGCGACCUGCAGCGAUAAAGUCGCUGGCAGUGUGUACGCAGCUUUAUAAUUGUACUGAGCUGUAGUUUUGGUCAUGCAAAGUGAUUUUUGUCAAAUCGUGUUUGUGUUGCAUUUUGAAGAAUGAAAGACACAUUUUUUUUUAAUAAACUAUGAACUGUAGAGGACAGAAAAAGUUGGGAAUAUCGGAAGAUUAUGAUCGGAUCUGUUCAUGAAGAAUAGAAGGUGCUAAAGUGGCAAUGCUCUCAAAGAGAAAAACAUAAAAACAUCAUAAUCUUUAUCAGAAGAAUUAUGAAAUCAUGAUACCGUAUAUUCAGUCCUGUUUACUUUUUUCUUGGCAGUUAAUAGAAUAUUCAGUCUUAUUGCUGGGUUUGUUACAUUUUUGAGUAGUUGCUUUCAAAUGCUAAUUUUUUUAAAUUAAUUUUUAAUUUAUCCAAAUAUAACAAAGAAUCCCAUUUCUUUUAUCUCUGCUAGGGUCUGCUGGCUGUACAGAGGACAUUUGUAUCAUUAUGCUUCUCGAGACUGGUUGUGUUUCAGUGUUUCAGUGCAUAUACUGUAAAUGUAAAAUUUCUUAUUAGUUUCCAGAAGACUUGGUUAUAUUGUAUAAAUCAUUGUAAAGGUAAAUAUUCAAUAAAAUAAAAGCCUCUGCUAAUAUUCUUUUGACUAGAAAUAGUUAGUAACUCUGUCAAUGAAAGUUCCUGCUUCUAAAUAUUCAUUGUUUCUCACUUAGACAAGCUUCACUUAAUGUUAAAAGAAAUGAAACUUAGGAAUGAUUUUGAGAUUUUAUUCAUGGUGUUAUGAACAAAUCUGCAUGAUGCUUUUUAUUAGAUUGUAUGUUGUACGUUGAUGUGCACAUUUGUCUUCACUGAUAUUUCUGCUGUUGAAAUUGCCUUAUCAAUCCUACAUGGGCUGAAAUGUUUUGUGACAUUGCAAAAUAUAUUUUAUCUUCCAUUUUAUGCUAUUAAAUGCAGCGACUGCAAAUCAAGGAAAUCCCUUAUCACAGUCAACAGAAAAGAAAAAGCCUCAUAAGUGAUAACUUCCUGUCAACACUACUAUGACUAUGUAGAAAUAUUUAAAUGAAUUGAAAAUAUGUUAGCAACAUUCAUUUACUUUGGAUAAAAUGUAGGUAUCUUUAGUGAUGUUUUACAUGUUCAGUUGCAUGACACAUUGUUAAGUCCACAGAAUCCACUUAAAAAUUAAAAAUUAAAUAAAAAAGGUGAAAAAAUAACACACCGUCAAUCUGGUUUCCUAUGAUUUCCCUAUUUUACUGUAUUUAAACAACUUCUACACUAGACUUUUGUACACUAUUAUACUAAGUUUUUAACCCUUUAAAGCCUGACAGAAAUAGUAAUAGUCUGAAAAUUCUUUUUUUUUUUAAUUCAUUUAAAAUAUAUAUUUUUUUAAUUAUUGACCUGUUCUUUGGACCUUCAGACACAUAAUAAAAAUGUUAAUUAAAAUGAUCUAAGCCCAUACUUACCACAUUCGUAAAUCUUGAGAUAUCUUAAGAGCAGUACCUGGGCUUUUCAGAGAUUUCAAAAUGUUUGAGAAUUUAGCCAUGACAACACUCUCCUUGGUCAAUAUAUACUGUGUGUAUACAUACAUACGUACAUAUAUAUAUAUAUAUAUAUAUAUAUAUAUAUAUAUAUACAGUCGGGUCCAUAAAUAUUGGGACAUCGACACAAUUCUAAUCUUUUUGGCUCUUCAAGCAGGAACUGAAGACAGUUGCAGUAGAGGCCUGGCAGAGCAUCACCAGGGAUGAAACCCAGCGUCUGGUGAUGUCUAUGCGUUCCAGACUUCAGGCUGUAAUUGACUGCAAAGGAUUUGCAACCAAGUAUUAAAAAGUGAAAGUUUGAUUUAUGAUUGUUAAUCUGUCCCAUUAUUUUUGGUCCCUUAAAAAGUGGGAGGCACAUAUACAAACUGUUGUAUUUCCUAC
Molecule: messenger RNA, 6453 nt
Organism: Xyrauchen texanus (razorback sucker)
Lineage: Eukaryota; Metazoa; Chordata; Actinopteri; Cypriniformes; Catostomidae
Product: delta-type opioid receptor-like
Exons: 3
Coding region: 244-1368 (374 amino acids)
Biological process (GO): G protein-coupled opioid receptor signaling pathway; neuropeptide signaling pathway
Cellular component (GO): neuron projection; membrane
Molecular function (GO): G protein-coupled enkephalin receptor activity; neuropeptide binding
Source: RefSeq, a predicted model, not a curated record